Molecule: messenger RNA, 1913 nt
Organism: Cyanistes caeruleus (blue tit)
Lineage: Eukaryota; Metazoa; Chordata; Aves; Passeriformes; Paridae
Source: RefSeq, a predicted model, not a curated record
GUCCAGAGGUUCUUCCAUGGUGAGGGUGAUGAAGGUCCAAGGGUUCUUCUUCCAUGGUGAGGAUGAUGAAGGUCCAAGAGAUCUUCCAUGGUGAAGGUCCAUGGGUUCUUCUUCCAUGGUGAGGAUGAAGGUCCAAGAGCUCCUCCAUGAUGAGGAUGAUGAAGGUCCAAGAGCUCCUCCAUGAUGAAGGUCCAAGGGUUCUUCCAUGGUGAGGAUGAUGAAGGUCCAAAGGUUCUUCCAUGGUGAGGACGAUGAAGGUCCAAGAGCUCCUCCAUGAUGAGGAUGAUGAAGGUCAGCAACUCUCCCACAGCGAGACCGAAGGUCAGAACCUCUCGAAGCCUCCUCCACCAUGAGGAUGAUGAUGAUGAUGAUGAAGGUCACAGCCAACUGGAUGGACACCAAGGGCUGAGGAUGACAAAGAUCAGAGACCCCAAUGACUGCGACGAAGGCCAGGAGCUCCUGGAGGAGGAGGAGGAGGAGGAUGAGGAUGAAGGCCGGAAACCUUCAGAGGACAAUGAUGAACUCUGGGGACUCUCCGAGGAUGAUGAAGGUUGGAGACCCUUCAACGAUGACGAAGGCUGGGAGCUCUUCGAUGAUGAUGAAGGUUGGGAGACCCUUUCUGGUGAUGAUGAUGAAGAAGAUCAGGAACUCUUUGAGGAUAAUGAUGGUUGGAGACCCUUCAAUGAUGAAGAUUUGGAAUCCUUCAAUGACGAUGAAGAUCGGGACCUCUGAUGAUGAUGAAGAUCAGGAACCCUUUGAUGAUGAAGAUCAGGAACCCUUUGAUGAUGAAGAUCGAGACCUCUUUGACGAUGAUGAAGAUCAGGAGCUCUUUGAUGAUGAAGAUCGAGACCUCUUUGACGAUGAUGAAGAUCAGGAACUCUUUGAUGAUGAAGAUCGGGACCUCUUUGACGAUGAUGAAGAUCAGGAACCCUUUGAUGAUGAAGAUCAGGAGCUCUGAUGAUGAUGAAGAUCAGGAACUCUUUGAUGAUGAAGAUCAGGAGCUCUUUGAUGAUGAUGAUGAUCAGGAACCCUUUGAUGAUGAAGAUGACGACGUUGGCAGCUCUGACCAUGACCAAGACUGGAGACUCUUCAAGGACCACAAAGGCCACCCCACGAUGAUGAUGAUGAUGGUGACUCCUCAAGAACAACGAUGAAGGUUGGAAAUUCUUCAAAGACAAUCAAGGCUGAGGACCACGAGGACCACGCUGAAGAUCAGAGACUCUUCCAUGAUGACGAUGAUGAAGGUUGAAGACAAUGCUGAAGAUCAGGAACUCUGAGGUGGACAAUGAUGAAGGUUGUGGACCACAAGGACCACGCUGAAGAUCAGAAACUCUUCCAUGAUGACCAUGAUGAAGGCUGAGGACAACGCUGAAGAUCAAGGACUCUUCCAGGAUGAUGAAGAUGAAGGUUGAGGACCACAAGGACCACGCUGAAGAUCAGAAACUCUUCCAUGAUGACCAUGAUGAAGGUUGAGGACAACGCUGGAGAUCAGGGACUCUUUGAGGUGGACAAUGAUGAAGGUUGUGGACCACGAGGACCACGCUGAAGAUCGGAAACUCUUCCAUGAUGACCAUGAUGAAGGUUGAAGACAACGCUGAAGAUCAGGAACUCUGAGGUGGACGAUGAUGAAGGUUGUGGACCACAAGGACCACGCUGAAGAUCAGAAACUCUUCCAUGAUGACAACGAUGAAGGCUGAGGACAACGCUGAAGGUCGGGGACUUUUUGAGGAUGACGAUGAUGAAGGCUGAGGACAAUACUGAAGAUCGGGAACUCUUUGAAGACGACGAUGAUGAAGGUUGAAGACAACGCUGGAGAUCAAGGACUCUUCCAGGAUGAUGAAGGUUGAAGACCACAAGGACCACGCUGAAGGCCGGGGACUCUUUGAGGAUGACGAAGAAGGUUGAGGAACGUG